AUGUGUUGGUAAGUUCCCGGAUGAUAUUGUUUUCAUUGGAUGCAAAAGUGCCCCAAGCAGAAAAGAGAUGUCUAUGACUAUUGGAUGGAUUUUGUGAAAUGUUGAUUUCAUUUCGAGACCAGUUGCUAUAAAAGGCAGAAAUAUGGAAAAUGGAGUUGAUCAAGAGGAAUUUGAAAAAUAUACUCCAAAAAACCCACUCCCACAUGAAAUCCAGAAGAUGAAACGUGACGAGACUGUUUGUAAAUACUGUGGUGUUAGUUAUUUAAUUCAUAAUGAGAUUAAGGCCCUGGAAGAGAAACUGAAAAAGACAGAAGCUGAAUUAGAAACACUGAAAGGAUGUGAGGCAAGAGAGGAAGAAUUAAAAGAAAGAAUAGAAAAAAUGAAAGAGGAAAACACCGACAUAAAACGAAAUCUGGAAGCCAAAGAAAUCCUUAUCACAACAUUGAGGAAUAACUUGAAAAGUGAAGAGGAAGUCAGAAAUGAAAAUAAACAGUUGAAGGUCAAAGUUGAAACUGCAAUGAAACUGAAAGAAGAAUACAGACAAAAGCACUCCCUGUAUGACAGAAACCUUCCAGCAGUGAGAAUAAAAUUAAAAGAGCAGCGUGAAGAGAUAAAUGAUAUCCACAAAUUUAUAGAACUGAGAGACAAGCAGAUGAAUAAAGAAAUGGAGCUUUUACUAUCUACAGUUGUGGAUAGGUGUUCUAGUCAGAUCGAUGGUAAAAAAGCAUUACUUGAUAAAAUAGAGAGUCUUGAGUCUGAGAAAUCUGAGACAUCUGUCAUGAUGGUUGCUCUGAGGGAGAAACUGAAAUCGACAGAAGGGGAAGUAGUCAAGUUACAAGGAGUUGUCAGUGACAGUACGCAACUACAACAAAAGAUCACUCAGCUGGAAAGUUUACUGAAUGCACAGCAGACAGAGCUCAAUGAAAAUUUGUCAAAAAGCAGAAGUCUACAAAUGGAAGCACAACAAUUUAAGGAACAACUCAGGAAUAAAGCAAAAGAAGUAGAGGAACUAACAUCACAGUUUCGACAACGUGAUCAGGACAAUGAAAUGAACAACAAAAAAUUACAAAAUCAUCUGAGACAAAAGGAGGCAGAAUUACAAGCUAGAAUAAAGGAAUUGAAGACCAUGGAAAAUAAACUUCAUGCAGAACAGGCAAAGGGUGAGGAAUUUCACCAGAAGGCCACACGCACUGUCACUGCAAGUAGAGAAAUCAAGCAAGAUCUUGAAAAGGCAAAAGAAGAAAUAGAUCAAUUGAAAUCUGAAAGAGAAAUAAUGAUCACUUCACAUCAAAACAGAAUAGAACAGUUGAGGAAUAGUUUUCGACAGAAAAUCGCAGAAUCAGAGGGAUGGCCAGAGAAGUUAAAAGAGGCUAUCCGGAAGGAGAAAGAGAAUCAUGCAAAGGCCCUGAGACAGAUGGAGGAUCACUUAAAAGAAGACUUUGUCUUGGAAAUGAAAAUAGAAAAGCAGAAAUAUCAAGAAUUAUUGGAGAAAUAUCAGAGUUGUAAUAAGGACCAUGAGACUGUGCUGAAGCAACAGCUUAAUUCACUAGAAAACAAAUAUAGAUCAGAAAUCAGAGAGCUGCAACAGAUUCUCACAGAUUCAAAACUCAGAGCAAAAGAUACAGAGGAGUCUCUCAGGAAGGAAGUGGGGAGUCUGAAAUUAAUCAUCAAGGACCUAGAGGAUCGACUGGCCCGUCUGGAUUCAGGAAAUGAAGAAAUGAUACAAAAAUUGAAGAAACAACUACAGGAAACUCAUGAGGAUUUAGAACAAUCUAAGCAAGAACUUUGGAAUAAGGAGGAACAGGUUCAAGCAGUGAAACAAGAGGUUGUAUUCCUUCAAGACACUGUGAGAAAAGAAUGUGAAGAGAGGUUUGAACUUACAGAAAAAUUAAGUGAAGCAAGAGAAGAAUUACUACAACUUAAGAAACCAUCAGGUGGGUACAGUUCACAGAGUUCUAGUCGUCAUUCAACAAUAAAAAGCAGUGACUCUGUUUCCUCUGAUACCACCCCUGGGACCACUGUUUCUCCCCCACAGUCAAGGGAGACUGAGCCCAAGUCUCUUCAGGAAAUAGACAACAAACUUUUUUCCACUUCCCCUAAAGGUCCAGUUCGUGAGUACACAGUGAGCAGCAGUAGUACGGUAUCUUACCAAGGGGAACAGGCUAAAGCCACAGGAAAGUUCAAAGGAAGCACACUAGAGACAACCAGGAGACGAAUUGCAGCCAUGUUAGGGAGGAAAAAUUGAUAGUCAUUGUAUAAAUGGAUUGAUGUAUAUUUUAUCAUAUGUAUUUAAUUUAUUAGCUUGCCUGAAUGCCAAUGCCAUGCCCAGUAUCAAAUAUUGCAUAGACAGGAAGUUACUUAAAUGAUUCAUAUCUUAAAAAUACAUUUAACCCUACAUUCUAUUGAUGAACACAGCCAUUUCUGAUCUGGGUGUUGCAUAUAUAUGCUUGAUAUUUUCCCAAUGACGGGUGCUAUGUAAAGUUCUUGAAAUGGUUCAUUUCAAAGAAACUAUGAACUCUGACCCUGUAAGCAGUCUUAAACUUAAAGUUAGGUGAAUAUUCAAGACUUUUCUUAAUAUUUACGAUGGUUUCAAGAACUUGAUUCAAAGAUAUGUCUUAAAAGAAUACUUUGGUCCUACGACAGCUUCAUAAACAUGCCCAUAAAUUAUAGCUUUUGCUUCAGGUCCAUUUUUCAGUUACUGUAAUGUCUAUGUGGUUUAAACUUGCAUGGAUGAUGUGUCUGUGGAUGCAUGAUUCAGAUUCUGCAUAUGACCUAUAUAUUGUUGAUAAGUCACCAGGCUGUUGUUUCACAGUAGGUACAUUCUUCUGAGUAGUUCAAACUUGCAUGGAUGAUUUCUCUAUGAAAUCACACAUCAUCCAUUUAUAAUUCUUUAUCAGAUACUGCAUCAGACCAAUAUUAUCAGUUAUUCAGCUAUGCAUAAACUGUGACUUAUUUAUACUGCUGUAAUAAAUGUGAUUAAAAUUCUUAUAUUUAUUA
Messenger RNA from Ostrea edulis (European flat oyster), 2997 nucleotides. RefSeq lists its product as uncharacterized. The coding region runs from base 143 to 2245 and encodes 700 amino acids. The record is from RefSeq and is a predicted model, not a curated record. NCBI's taxonomy places the organism in Eukaryota, Metazoa, Mollusca, Bivalvia, Ostreida, Ostreidae. The transcript has 16 exons.